Messenger RNA from Enhydra lutris kenyoni (northern sea otter), 1546 nucleotides. RefSeq names its product eva-1 homolog C. The transcript has 9 exons. Bases 1 to 1377 code for a protein of 458 amino acids. The record is from RefSeq and is a predicted model, not a curated record. Gene Ontology annotation, molecular function: carbohydrate binding; heparin binding. Gene Ontology annotation, cellular component: extracellular region. NCBI's taxonomy places the organism in Eukaryota, Metazoa, Chordata, Mammalia, Carnivora, Mustelidae.
AUGCUUCUGCCUGGGCACGCGCGCCCGCCGCCCGCGCCGCAGCCCGCGCAGCAUCCUGGACCCCGCAGGCAGGUAGAACCUCCCGGGCAGCUCCUGCGUCUCUUCUACUGCACUGUCCUGGUCUGUUCCAAAGAGAUUGCAGCGCUCACGGACUUCUCCGGUAAGAAGCAACCUCCCUCGCCCUGCGCCCCCGGCGCCACAGGGGCACAGCCGGGUUAUCUAACCAAACUCCUGCAAAACCACACCGCCUAUGCCUGUGAUGGGGACCAUUUGAAUCUACAGUGCCCUCGGCAUUCUACGAUAAGUGUCCAAUCGGCAUUUUAUGGGCAAGAUUAUCAAAUGUGUAGUGCCCAGCAGCCUGCCUCCCAGAGGGAAGACGUGGCCUGUGUGGCUCCCACCACAUUGCAGAAGGUGCUGGACGAAUGCCAGAACCAGCGGGCCUGCCACCUCCUGGUCAAUAGCCGUGUUUUCGGACCUGACCUUUGUCCAGGAAGCAGUAAAUACCUCCUGGUCUCCUUUAAAUGCCAACCUAAUGAAUUAAAAAACAAAACCGUAUGUGAAGACCAAGAGCUGAAACUGCACUGUCACCCUUCCAAGUUUCUCAACAUCUACUCGGCGAGCUACGGCAGGAGGACCCAGGAGAGGGACACCUGCGCCUCAGAAGCAGAGCGGCUCCCCCCCUUUGACUGCCUGUCUUACUGGGCUUUGCAAGUAUUAUCCAGGAGGUGCUACGGGAAGCAGAGAUGCAAAAUCAUGGUCAACGAUCACCAUUUCGGGAGCCCCUGUCCGCCAGGAGUGAAAAAAUACCUCACUGUCACCUAUGCCUGUGUUCCCAAGAACAUACUCUCAGCGAUUGAUCCAGCCGUCACUAACGUAAAACCUUCUUUGAAGCAGAAAGAUGGUGAACAUGGUAUAAACUUUGACCCAAGCAAACCGAGGGUUCUGAGGAAAGACGGCAUUAUUGUUAGCAACUCUCUGGCAGCGUUUGCUUACAUUAGAGCCCACCCAGAGAGAGCUGCGCUGCUGUUCGUGUCCAGCAUCUGCAUCGGUCUGGCACUCACAUUGUGUGCCUUGGUCGUCAAAGUGUCCUGCACCAAGGACUUCAGGGAGCUGCAGCUGGUGAGAGAGCAUCUGGUGCCAGAAAGUGACAAGGCUGAGGAAGACAGCGAGGAUGAGGACGGGGAGGAGGACUCCUCUGACUCCGAUUUUCCAGGAGAACGGUCUGGGUUCUGUAGGACUUCGUAUCCUGUCUACAGUUCCAUAGAGGCUGCAGAGCUGGCAGAAAGGAUUGAGCGUAGGGAACAAAUCAUCCAGGAAAUAUGGAUGAACAGUGGUUUGGACACGUCACUCCCAAGAAACAUGGGCCAGUUCUACUGAGAAAGAGACACGUCUUCAUGUGACCACACUUUCUGAAGAGGGAAGGAUCCAAAAUGCCCCUCCAGUUCUGUUUCACUUGUACCUUCUAUGAAGGAGUAUUUGUCAUGUCAUCCAAUACUGGUGAAGCCAGAAGCCAUUAAAGGGACAUUUCAAACAGUUUACAGCACAU